AUUUUUCAUUGUGAGGAUAAAAUAAUUGCCGUACCAUUUUGUGAUUUAGAUCUCCGUUGGAGAUCGACAAGAAACUUCGGGUAGAGGAAUACUUGCCGCACUGACCUGCUCUGGCGUGCAACUGGUCCUCUCAUGUUGUAAUCUUGUCAUUGUUAGUGGUAUUGGAGCGUCGUCCGACCAAAGACCUCGUGCUGGGGCUUGUGCUAUGCACAACAGAAAACAUCAUCAUCAGAACGUUGUUGGCUUUGAACAGUCACAUGUUGUCGAAGAAAUUGUAGCGUUUCCUUCACCAAAAGCAGCUGAUGCAAAAAUCAUGCACAACAGCUGCAACAUACACACGGUCUUUGCUUUGCUACUAGCUGUUUCGCAAUGGGAAGAUACAGGAUUAGCACAUGACGUGCUCAAUGGCUAG
Messenger RNA from Strongylus vulgaris, 412 nucleotides. Lineage: Eukaryota; Metazoa; Nematoda; Chromadorea; Rhabditida; Strongylidae. The record is from the annotation of a GenBank genome assembly.